Messenger RNA from Eremothecium sinecaudum, 2451 nucleotides. It is a transcript of the gene TRZ1, whose product is annotated as tRNase Z. The transcript has a single exon. Bases 1 to 2451 code for a protein of 816 amino acids. Gene Ontology annotation, biological process: mitochondrial tRNA 3'-end processing. Gene Ontology annotation, molecular function: 3'-tRNA processing endoribonuclease activity. NCBI's taxonomy places the organism in Eukaryota, Fungi, Ascomycota, Saccharomycetes, Saccharomycetales, Saccharomycetaceae. The record is from RefSeq and is a predicted model, not a curated record. Gene Ontology annotation, cellular component: mitochondrion.
AUGUUCAACAUAAUAAAUGUUACACAUCCUACAGCUGAUACAAAGCAUCCAAUGCUGCUAAUACUUUCAUUGCAUGGCGACAGGUACUUCUUUGGAAAAGUUCCUGAGGGCGCCCAAAGGGCAUGUAUUGAAUCAAAGAUCAAACUAUCAAAGUUGGAUAAUAUAUUUCUAACAGGUGAAAUUGAUUCUAGUAGCAUUGGUGGGUUACCAGGGAUGAUUUUAACUGCUGCGGACCAAAAAAGGAGUGAAUUGGUUCUGAAUUACGGCUCGAGUCUACUGAGUUAUUUUGUUAGUACAUGGAGAUAUUUUGUAUUCAGAUUUGGUUUGAAAUUAAAAGUUGUAGAAAUGCAAGACUGUCAAACAUAUGAAAACGACAUUAUAAGCGUCAAAUCACUAGUGACUAAUAUGGGAGAUAGAAGCUGGAAUUUUAGGCAAGAAACUCAGACUUUGUUCAAAAAUAUUAUCUCCAAAAUGUUUCCAAUGAAGUUAAGUACAACCUAUAAGGAACCCUAUACAAAUCCUAGUUUGGAUUUAUCCCUCCCAAAAGAGCGGAUAAAUCGGAGCUCUACAUCCUAUGAGGUAACUUUCAAACCUAUUCGGGGUAAAUUUGAUGUUAACGAGGCUGUGAGGCUGGGAGUUCCUAAGGGACCUAUGUUUAAGACCCUAUCGUUAGGUGAAUCUGUGACAUUGGCAGAUGGAAAUAUAGUGAAACCCGAACAAGUGUUGUCUAAGCAAAGAGAGUUUGCUAAAGUUUUAAUAUUAGAUAUACCGGAUGAUGAAUAUCUGCAAAAAUUCCAUGAUAGAUUCAAGGAUUACGAUAAAACAGCAUUAGGCGUAGUUUACUACUUUCUAGGUGCUGAAGUCUCUAUAAAUAACAAGCUGAUAAGCUUUAUGGAGCUAUUUAAUCAUGAGGACAUUCAUCAUUUCGUAUCGCAUGAAAAAAUUUGCCCUAAUUCUAUUUCAUACUGGUGUUCCUCUGUUGCAACGCUAAAGCUUAAGUCAUUGAACCCUAAUAACUAUAAUCUACCUAUAACUGAUAGAGAACUUUCCGACGAAUUUUACAAGUGUUUCGAGAAGUCUGGUUUGGAUGAAAAUGAUUCUUCUUUAGAAGUUAGUUGUACUCUGAAGUCCAAAAUCGGUAGUAAUAAGGUCCAUAUAUUUACAAGAAAAGAAUCAGUGGAAAUUAAGUCAUUUACCCCAGGAGAUGAGGCUAUGAAAGUAAAGUAUAAGUUUUCUCCACAAGAAUUUAACUCCAUGGAAGAUGCUUAUUAUAAACGAGUACAGCCGCUACAGAUUAAUGGCGUAGAUAUACAUUCGAUCGUAGAUAAAAAGAACAAAGUUGUUGAUCAUUUUUAUUCUAAGCGUGAUCAAGUUGAACUUAUAACAUUGGGAACUGGUAGUGCUUUACCAUCGAAAUAUAGGAACGUUAUAUCUACUGUCGUCAAAGUUCCCUACAAUAAUAAUGGUGAAUACAGAAAUCGUAUCAUUAUAUUAGAUGCUGGAGAGAAUACGCUAGGCUCUAUACACCGAACAAUACGUCCUGAAAACAUGGAGCGGUUUUUUACUGACUUGAAAAUGAUAUAUUUAAGUCAUUUACAUGCUGAUCAUCACCUGGGUAUAUUGUCACUAAUAAAGGAAUGGUACAUUUAUAAUAAGCAUGACGAGUCAGCAGUGCUAUAUUUGGUUGCACCCCGGAAGUAUGAUAUAUAUGUUGAUGAGUGCCUCAGAAUUGAGUUACCUGAAGUGCUUGAACGUUUGAAGUAUAUUGAUUGUGAAGAUUUAUUAUAUAAAAAGGCCUCGAGACAAAAUCGUAAUGAGAACCAUGAAGGACAUGUUAUUCAUAAAGUUCCAAGAGAAGAUGAUAAUGCAUAUGAUUUAGGUUUUUAUGGGGAGAAAAGAAGACGACUAUUCGAUCAGGAUGUUAUGGAUAAAAUAUGUGAGAUGAAAACUAGCCUUAAUAUCCAAGGGUUCCAAACCUGUAGAGCAUUCCACUGUGAACGAUCAUAUUGUAAUUCUAUCACUUUUUCCAUGGAUCAAAAUGAUAGGCCAUUCAAGAUAUCUUAUUCAGGAGAUACUAGGCCGAAUUUCAACGAUUUUGCAAAAAAAAUAGGUAGUAAGUCUGACUUGCUAAUUCAUGAAGCUACGCUUGAAAACCAAUUGCUAAGUGAUGCGAAGAAGAAGAAACAUAGUAUUAUUAAUGAAGCUAUAAUGGUCUCCAAUACUAUGGGUGCGGUGAAACUCUUAUUGACUCAUUUCUCUCAACGAUACCCAAAGUUGCCGCAGAUGUCUGGAAAUAUAGAGUUAAAUGCCAAGGCAAUAAGUUACGCUUUUGAUGGAAUGAUCACUAGUUAUGAUUCACUUGGGAACCAGACAUCUAAUCCUGGUGUGCUUCGGAAAUUAUUCUUGGAUGAAGCGAUGAGUGAGGAGACGGAAGUAGAUGACGAGGUAUGA